AUGCUGCCGCCGAUGGAUGGCGACGCAAUCUUGUACAGUGCAAAGAAGCCCUACAAGAUGAUCGGCGCCUACAUGAUGGGGGAGGUGAUUGGCGAGGGCACGCAGGGAAAGGUGCGCGAGGCGUUGCACUCCGAGACGUUGCAGCGCGUCGCCAUCAAGAUCAUCGCGCUGCGCUCGGUCCGCCGCACGCGUCUCGGUGAAGAGGCGCUCAAGGAGGAGAUCAAGAUCCACCGCAAGCUCAAGCACCGGCACGUAGUCGAGCUGCUCGGCGAGUUCCGGAGGCCGGAGAAGGACAAGUGGUACAUCGUCCUCGAGCUCGUGCCCGGCACGUCACUGCAGGACCUCGCCGACGAGGGCAGGGAGGCACUCUCGGGAGCCGCCCUCGAGUACUGCCACUCGCGCGGCGUGGUGCACCGCGACAUCAAGCCGCAAAACGCGCUGGUCUCUUCGGCGGGGGUGCUCAAGCUCUGCGAUUUCGGCGCCGCGGGAAGAGCCCUCUCGCGCGGCUCGCCGGCCUUCCAGCCGCCCGAAGUUGCGAACGGCUCCCGCUCCUUCUCGGGCUUCAAGGUGACGCAGUCGCCAGUGAGCCCACUCUUGCCAGUCAGCCCACUCAUGUCGGGCCCCCUCAGGCGGGUCCCCUUCGAGGGCUCCUCCCUCAUCCAGCUCUUCGAGCGCAUCGCCGUCGGCUCGUACGCCGAGACACCACAGCUCGCCGCGCGGCCGCAGCUGCAGAGCCUGCUGCGCAGCUUGCUCUGCGCUCUCGCCCACCCGUGGCUCUCGCCGGUGAGCUCUGGUGCGGCCGGAGCUGCAGGGGCGGGCGGCUCCGCCUGGGGCGAGACAGAGCACUCCCUCCUCCUCUCCCUCUCUGCCCGCGGCGCUCGCCCCGUCUCUGUCCUCCGUGCCAUCGCCCAAAAGUGA
Messenger RNA from Emiliania huxleyi CCMP1516, 918 nucleotides. RefSeq lists its product as hypothetical. The coding region runs from base 1 to 918 and encodes 305 amino acids. Gene Ontology annotation, biological process: protein phosphorylation. The record is from RefSeq and is a predicted model, not a curated record. The transcript is spliced from 7 exons. Gene Ontology annotation, molecular function: protein kinase activity; ATP binding. Lineage: Eukaryota; Haptophyta; Isochrysidales; Noelaerhabdaceae.